AAACAUAAGGGUUUUCGACCUGAUCAUAUGUUAGGUGCUUUUUUUGGACAGCCGUGGAGUGGUUUAGUUUUUGGAGAGAAGAAAAAUAGUUCAAAAUGAUCCUUAAUCAAUUUUCAAGAAAAAUUAAAAGCUGCAGUAAAAUUCUUCCAACAAUUUAUUCGCAGGGAGGCUCCCUAUGCGUGCUAAGUGUAAAGACGAAUCUGGUACCAAAUUCAAUUUGCACUUCAAGACAAUUUCAUCUCUGGCCAGCUUGCUUCAAAUACCAUGAUCUGAAGAAAAAGAAAACAUUAGUAAAGCAAAGGAUGGAUAUGUUAAAAGCCAGACUGAAUAGACUUGAUAAAGAAGACAGGCCUACUGGUUGCAUUCUGUGUCCCAUGAGAAAUGAUGUUGAAAUUGACUACAAGAAUACCAGACUAUUGUCACAAUUUAUAUCUCCGCACACUGGAAGAAUAUAUGGGAAAGCAAUAACAGGUCUAUGUGAUAAAAAACAGAGGGAAAUUUCAAAAGCUAUCAGAAGAUCACGGAUGUUAGGUUUUCUUCCAGUCACAAUGAAAUACUUUGAGUACCACAACGAUCCAAAGCUAUUCUAAGAUGUCCAAGAAAGAAAUUUGAAAUUCUGAGGUAAAAACUUUGUUGCGAAAACAUAUUGUGAUACUUAUCAUAUGAAAUGUGCUGUGUACAUAAGAAAGGGAUCUGCAAUUAGGACACAACAACUUUUGUAGUUAAACUUGUCUUGUCAACCUGUGAAAUGAAUAAACUAAGGAAAGAAGAAGACACAAGAUUCCUGGAAGAGUGACAUUUAUGAUAGAAAAAUUAAUCUUUUUCACUGCAUUUUCAAAAUGGAAAUGAUGCAGAUAUAUACAUAUCAUUAUAUUGUGUAUGCUUAACUGUGAUAAAGGUAUCUCUUGAUCUUAACCAUGAUUCAGUGAUCAAGGCCA
Molecule: messenger RNA, 938 nt
Organism: Rhopilema esculentum
Lineage: Eukaryota; Metazoa; Cnidaria; Scyphozoa; Rhizostomeae; Rhizostomatidae
Product: small ribosomal subunit protein bS18m
Biological process (GO): mitochondrial translation
Cellular component (GO): ribosome; mitochondrial small ribosomal subunit
Molecular function (GO): small ribosomal subunit rRNA binding; structural constituent of ribosome
Source: RefSeq, a predicted model, not a curated record